AUGAACCUCAGGGGUAUCACUCACAGAGACACAAAAGGAGUCCGUCAGAAGAUUUCAGACCUCCAAUCUUCGUACAACACUGCUCGGGACUUUUUGAAGAACACUGGCGAGGGGAUCAUGGAGAAUGAUGAAAUCAAUGGUGUUCGCACAGUCGAAGAUUGUAUCAACACUCUAUGUCGCUAUUGGAGUUUUCUUGAUCCCAUCAUGGGAUCUAGAUCGGUCACCGAACCAUUGCAUGUUCGAUCCUCGGUCAGUGGUGACCAACCAGGUAGACAGGACUCUCCCGAGCCCAACAAUGACCCUCCGCCUACGGAGCCCACACGUAACACCGAUGACUCUGCCAGUCUAGCUAGUGACGAGUCCAAUCUUCCUGAGGUCUCCGCCUUGAUGCCUGCACCCCGACUCUCCGCCUCAACUCCUGCUCCACAAAUCUCCACCUCAACCCCUGCUGUGUUGGCCCAGAAGACCAAGCAAAUCAAACGCAAAUCACAUGUGAAUCGUCCUACCACCCAAUCCUCUACCCGGUCCUCUAGACACAAACGGAACAAUACCGAAGAGCUUUACAUGCGAUCCAUUGUCUCCAAGCGACAGGCCGACAUCACUAGGGCCCGCGCUGAGGCCAGCAAGAUCAAGAUUGCAUACAUGAAAGAAUUAAGAGAGCAUGGGUUAUCAUUUGAAGAGAUUGAGGCUAAGGCAAUAAUCGAGUUCCCCCAAUUAGCCGAAAUGGAUGACGGAGGUGAGGGAUCUGAUGAUGAAUCCAAUGACUCUUCUUAG
Messenger RNA from Puccinia triticina, 774 nucleotides. RefSeq lists its product as uncharacterized. Bases 1 to 774 code for a protein of 257 amino acids. NCBI's taxonomy places the organism in Eukaryota, Fungi, Basidiomycota, Pucciniomycetes, Pucciniales, Pucciniaceae. The transcript has 3 exons. The record is from RefSeq and is a predicted model, not a curated record.